GUCAUAUCAAGGGGUCAUAUAAUGAAAAUACCCAAUCUGGUUUCGGCGUAAAAGUCGAUCCACUCUACUGAUUCACAUAUUUUCAAGAAUUAUUCCACCCUAAUUACAUCAAUGAGAGAACACACCCCAGGAUGGAUGUGGAAAUAAGGGAAAUUGUUGAAAAAGCACUGGAAAAGGCUCAGGAACAGGAUGCAUGUGGAAAUGUUGGGAGAGCCUAUGCUUAUUACACAGUAGUUGCAGAAUUAUGUCCAGCGAAGAGAUCAGAAGUGGAAAAAUUGUUUACUGACGUUUUGUGCGAGUGGGGAAUGCAGUUAGAGUUGGGGAAUAGAAUUGAGGAUGCUGUGACCUGUUACAAACAUUCGCUAAAUAUUUAUCCAAAUAAUACACGUAUGCUGAAUAAUUUUGCUGCUCAUCUUCUUAGAAAUAAUAAUCCAAUAGAAGCCAUUCAGUAUUUAAAACUUGCGCUUCAAGUGGAUUCAAAUUUUCUACCCGCCGAAAGAAACCUUCAGAAUGCUUUCAGUAUGGCUGUAGACAGAUGGCAUUUUCCAAUGUUGAAUGACACGGCUAGAAAUAGAGGAUUCAGAAGAGCAAUUCAAAAGCGCAUAGCUCAAGGUUAUGACGUUGUCUUGGACAUAGGAACUGGCACUGGCCUGUUGAGCUUGUAUGCGCACGAGGCAGGUGCAAAAGAAAUAUAUGCCUGCGAAUGUUCACCUGUUAUGGGAAACGUUGCAAGAAAUGUAUUCAGUAGAAACAAUGCCGGUGAUAUAAAAUUGUUCCCCAAGUCUUCAGAGAAUUUGUGCAUCCCACAGGACAUACCUAAUAGGGUAAAUUUGAUAAUCACAGAAACUUUUGAUGCUGGUUUAUUUGGGGAGUGUGUGAUACCGACACUAAUAGAUGCACAUGAAAAUCUCCUUGUUGGAAACAAUUCAGGGAUGGUCAUUCCCUUAGGAGCUACGCUUUAUGUAGCUGCAGUCGAGUCUGAACAUAUUCGGUCUAGAUCAACAAUAUUAUUCAACAAGUCCGAUCACCCAAGUUUUUUAAAUUUUGAUAACGUAUCUGUCCUGGUUGACGACGAAUUCUAUGAUACUGAGAAUUUAGAAAAUGUCAACGUUAAUUAUGUUACUGAACCGAAAGAAAUAGUAAAGGUCAAUUUCAACGAUUUAUCGGUACUAAGAACAUUCAGUGGAGAUGGUGAAAAAGGAAUGGUCAAUGUAAAAUGUAGAUACGAUGGGAUCAUUGAUGGUUUGGUAGCAUGGUUCAAAUUGAAUAUAGACGAAGACAUAACACUUAAUUCAUCACAAGGGAAAUCUUGCUGGCAGCAAGCUAUUUUUCCAGCUAUUCCUAGGAUUUGCAAGCAACGUGAUCACGUGGAAAUUUCGGCUGAAAUUUUGAACGGAAAACUCAACUGUUCGUACAAAUUAGUUACAGAUACGACACCAAAAAUGGAACCGAUUUUCCGUCUUCCAAAAGAAGUGAUUACUUUCUUGAAUGAUUUCGAUUAUGUGAUAUCAUUAGUGAGAAUUGCAAAACAUCAAAAAAAUGAACCCAUUAAAUACGUCCUAGAUACUUCACCAUUUCCUGUUUACGGACUGACUUUAUUGAAGGAAAAUAGGAACUGUGAAAAGCUCUACUGUGAAGCAAAUUCACUAGCAUUGCAAACUGUUUUACACAAAGUAGCAACCGACAGUGGGAUCACUUCACUAAUUGAACCGAUAUCGAAUUACAGUGAAAUUAACAACAAAAUUGAUGCCAUUCUAAUUCAUAACUUUGAUGCCAAAGGAGAAUUGAAGGAUCGGGACCAGCAAAACUACCACGAUUUCCUUGAUUACUUUUUAAAUAACGCUGGUUUCAUACUACAACAGAAAAUCUUUUUAAUGGGUCAACUAGUGUAUUCUACUGAUUUACCCAAAAUGGUCAGAGUUAACGAUAAAAAUGUUCAGGGACAUUUGAGGAACAGUAAAUAUGACAUGAGUGCAGACAGUAAAAAUGAACCUGGUUCGACAAUUCAUAGUACUAGUAAUGAUGGGAGAUAUUUUUUUGUCGCAGAAUGUAUUAACGAAUUUGAGAUAAAUCAGGUUUUUGAUCUCAACUCAAGUAUGUAUGAAUGCAGACCGUCAACGAACGCAGUAACUUUGACUCAGCUAGGCGAUUCCAAGACCAACGAAUCGUUAGUUAAUUUUGGCAAGAUAUCAGUACCAGAACGAGCUAUUCCAAAUGCUUUGAUCUGUUGGUAUGAAAUUCAACUCGCACCAGAACAUAUACACAGCACCAGAAGAUGUGAUUCAUUUAUGAAUCACACAGCGGUUGUUUUAGAAGAUCAUCUGCGAGAUCUUGUUUUGCAGGAUAAAGAAAUCACAUUCAAGGUAUAUCAAAUGAAUGGACUAGUCAGAGUCACCUUAGUGACAUCUUAACGAGUAAAGAAAUUGAUUUAUUCAAUAGAAGAGUUUGCUAUCAC
Neodiprion fabricii is the source of this 2455-nucleotide messenger RNA. Its product is annotated as protein arginine N-methyltransferase 9-like. Gene Ontology annotation, molecular function: protein binding; protein-arginine omega-N monomethyltransferase activity. The transcript has 8 exons. Gene Ontology annotation, biological process: peptidyl-arginine methylation. Bases 132 to 2411 code for a protein of 759 amino acids. The record is from RefSeq and is a predicted model, not a curated record. Lineage: Eukaryota; Metazoa; Arthropoda; Insecta; Hymenoptera; Diprionidae.